Messenger RNA from Hordeum vulgare subsp. vulgare (domesticated barley), 867 nucleotides. RefSeq names its product ethylene-responsive transcription factor 3-like. The record is from RefSeq and is a predicted model, not a curated record. Bases 177 to 704 code for a protein of 175 amino acids. Gene Ontology annotation, molecular function: DNA-binding transcription factor activity; DNA binding. Gene Ontology annotation, biological process: regulation of DNA-templated transcription. The transcript has a single exon. NCBI's taxonomy places the organism in Eukaryota, Viridiplantae, Streptophyta, Magnoliopsida, Poales, Poaceae.
ACUACGAGGUGCGGCGCCGGUCUAUAAUACCAGUACACCGUCGCUCCCCCAAAGAACCCCAUCCCACGUAGCGCUCCACAUGCGUUGCGUUAGAUAGACGGACGAGACCUGUCCAAGAGAGCAAGCCAGACAUCGCCGGCCGCGCCGUGUAGGCUCACUGUGCACCUCCCCGUCCGAUGGAUCCGGUGCUGCGGGGUGCGGCGAGCCCCGGUGGCGGCCAAGGUGGCGCGGGAGGAGGAGGAGGAGGAGGCGAGGCGCACUACAGGGGCGUGAGGAAGCGGCCGUGGGGGCGGUACGCUGCGGAGAUCCGCGACCCGUGGAAGAAGACGCGCGUGUGGCUGGGCACCUUCGACACCCCCGUGGAGGCCGCCUUCGCCUACGACCGCGCCGCGCGAACCCUCCGCGGCGCCAAGGCCAAGACCAACUUCCCCGACCACGCCCACCGUCACCACCACCACCGCCCGCCCCUGCAGCAGCAACCCGUUCCGUUCGGCGGCAUCGACCUCAACCUCAACUUCCCUUCGCCGUGGCACUUCGUCUACUUCUCGCCUCCGGCGGCCGCGCCAGCGCCUCGUCUUCCGCAAGAAGCGUCUCCGGCGGCCUCCGUCCCGCCGUCGACGGCGCUCGAGCUCGGCAUGGCGCCCAGGCCUGCCGGCCUCCCGUUCGACCUCAACGAGCCGCCAUCGCUGCUCUUCGGGUCGUGAUACGAUCGCAUGGCUCAUGGCUGCGAUCGACGGUAGUGGGCUUCUGUGACGGUGUGUGUGAGAGAGAGACGUGCUGACGGCCGCAAGGGGAGCCGACGGCACUGGUUCGGCUAGCUGCCUGUAUAUACCUAUUUGUGGAAAGCUUGGCCUUUCUUCUUGGUCA